AUGAAACUCCGAUCUCAAGCCGCAAAGAAAAUCUGGCCUGUUCCAAACUUUAGUCCCGGGGUGGCUCAACUGAGGGAGAAGGUUCUAACCGAGAUCAAAUUGGUAUUUGAAAUACCCGAUUUAACUUUCGGGCAACUUAUACGGCGAGUAAAUGGCAAGAUUGCUGCAUUAGUCCGGUUUCUAGCUCAGUCAACAGUCUCCGCAAGGGUUGCGCUGGAUUAUAUUCUCAAAGAAUCCAAGGCACUUGACCAAAGAAUUAGAACACUACUUGCUGAACUGGGGCUUCGGCACCGGAACAGCAACAGGGCAAGAUUGUAUUUGCACAACAGUCUAGAAGGUAUCGGUUUCGUCAGCGUAGAGGAGACGCUAGUCACCGCUAUCGUUGCUCGAGGCAGAUACUUCGCACAGAACAUUAAGCUGGAAGACCUCCGCUCCGAGUUGAGCGCAACAGAACUGGAUCCGCGAGCGAUUGCUCGGAAAGUUUGUGAAAAGUACUUACUUUCAGUCCCUGAAGAGUUAAACUCCAGGGCAGCGGGUCAGGUGGUAAAAGAAAUUUGGCAAAACCGAUGGUUAGCUGAAUGGAAGAGGUCUGUGCAUAAGACAAAACUAGACGAAGCAGAGGUGGGUGCAGCGCUUAGCAACUUGUGGAUACGACAGGGUAAUCUAUCUGUCCGAAACGCGAGACUAGGUGUUAGUAUCCAGGAUAACAGUGUGUUUACAAAAGCGUAUGUUGGUCACGGAACUGAACGGAACAAUGAGUGUAGACAGUGUAAUAGUGCGGCAGAAACCACAGCUCACAUUGUGAGCGAAUGUCCCAAGUAUAGAGCAACGAAAAUGACUGCUCGCCACGAUGACGUGGCUAGGAACGUUUAUGCCGUCCUGGCUAAACGAUAUCAGUUUGAAAUUCCGAACUAUUCAAGCGCAGUACCGUCCUGUGUUAAGUCUAAAACCGCUGAGUUAUACUGGAACUUUACCUUUCCUAGCACUAGACCGUUAAAGGCCUGCAAGCCCGACUUGGUGUGUAUAGACCAUAGCCGUCGAGAAAUUCUAAUAAUUGAGGUAGCUGUAUCGUGGUUCACCCGUCUGAAAGAUAUGAAUGAUCGGAAAUAUCGGAAGUAUAUGGUAAAUGGAAAUGAGACUGAAUCAGAUAGGGGGAAUACGAUUACUGACGCAUAA
This is a messenger RNA of Bursaphelenchus xylophilus (pine wood nematode), 1176 nucleotides long. Lineage: Eukaryota; Metazoa; Nematoda; Chromadorea; Rhabditida; Aphelenchoididae. The record is from the annotation of a GenBank genome assembly.